Messenger RNA from Zootoca vivipara (common lizard), 1725 nucleotides. The record is from RefSeq and is a predicted model, not a curated record. Lineage: Eukaryota; Metazoa; Chordata; Lepidosauria; Squamata; Lacertidae.
AUGGGGUCCCUAGUACAAAGUGUUAAAUGCACCACAAAUCACCCUGUUCAUGUUCCACACGAGUGGUAUGAGCCAGCGGACCUUGUCAUUGGUGCAAUGGUAUCUUAUAUGUAUUACACAUUACCCGAAGUUUCUUUCAAUAAACACCCUCCCCAGGUCUCCAUGAAUACCCCACUGGUGAUGACAAAGUUCUACCAGCACAUCCUUGCUUUGGUGUUUGCUAUUGAUGAGAUCAAUGAAAAUCCCAGGAUGUUGCCCAAUGUCUCUCUCGGGUUCCACAUCUAUGACAGCUAUUAUGAUUCAAAGAUGACCUACCGAAACACUCUGGACUUGAACUUUAAAUCACGUCACUUUGUUCCCAACUACAGGUGUGGCAUCCAGAUAAAUUUAAUAGGAGUCAUUGGGGGACUUGGCUCUGAUACUUCCUGGUGCAUGACAAACCUCUUAGGUCUUUUCAAGAUUCCACAGCUGCAAUCAUUCCUGCAGAGAAUAUCAUUCAACAACAGCGCUGGGGAGGAAAUCACAUUAAAUGAAUACGGAGAGUUAGCGGCUGGCUUUGAUAUUACAAACUUGGUCACGUUCCGAAAUGGAUCAUAUGUCAGGGUCAAAGUGGGAAGGUUGGAUCCUCAGGCCCCUCCUGGCAAAGAGGUCACCAUUAAUGAGGACAGAAUCAAAUGGCACAGAGACUUCACUCAGGUGCCACCACUUUCUAUAUGUAAUGCCAACUGCCGUCCUGGUUAUGGGAAGAAAAAGAAGGAAGGAAAGAAGUUUUGCUGCUAUGAUUGUGAUCAAUGUCCAGAAGGAAUGAUUUCAAAUGAGAAAGAUAUGGAAACAUGUGUCAGUUGCCCAGGAGAUCAAUAUCCAAACAAAGACCAGGAUCUAUGCAUUCCUAAGAUUCCAAACUUCCUAGCCUUGGUUGAAACCUUGGCCAUCGUUUCAACUUUCUCUGCACCUCUAUUCUCUCUGAUCACAAUUCUGGUGCUUGGCAUCUUCAUUAAGCAUCGCAAUACAGCCAUAGUCAAAGCCAACAACCGAAGCCUCACCUACGGUCUCCUUAUCUCCCUCCUCUUGUGUUUUCUCUCUUCUUUGUUGUUCAUUGGAAAACCUAAUAAGGUCACUUGCCUUCUCCGACAAACUGCUUUUGGCAUUGUCUUCUCUGUGGCCCUCUCCAGCAUUUUAGCCAAAACCAUAUUGGUGGUUUUGGCAUUCAUGGCUACCAAACCGGGAACCAAUAUGAGGAAAUGGGUAGGCAAAGAACUGGCUUAUUCCAUUGUCUUUUCCUGCUCCAUUGUUCAAGUAGGGAUCUGUGUUCUCUGGCUGGCAACCUCUCCCCCAUUCCCAGAUGUGGACAUGCACUCAAUGACAGAAGAAAUCAUAUUUCUUUGUAAUGAAGGGUCAGUCCUCAUGUUCUAUUGUGUUUUGGGCUACAUGGGCUUCUUGGCCACUGUCAGCUUCACAGUGGCCUUCCUAGCCAGGAAGUUGCCUGACACUUUCAACGAAGCCAAGUUCAUCACCUUCAGCAUGCUGGUCUUCUGCAGUGUUUGGCUCUCCUUCAUUCCAACCUACCUGAGCACCAGAGGAAAAUACAUGGUGGCUGUGGAGAUCUUCUCCAUCUUUGCUUCUGGUGCUGGGUUACUGGCUUGCAUUUUUGCCCCUAAAUGCUACAUUAUUGUGGUGAGGCCUGACCUGAACAACAGAGAGCAGCUAACACAAAUAAAGGUUUAA